Messenger RNA from Harmonia axyridis, 1407 nucleotides. RefSeq names its product fibrous sheath CABYR-binding protein-like. The transcript is spliced from 19 exons. The record is from RefSeq and is a predicted model, not a curated record. Bases 1 to 1407 code for a protein of 468 amino acids. NCBI's taxonomy places the organism in Eukaryota, Metazoa, Arthropoda, Insecta, Coleoptera, Coccinellidae.
AUGUUAAAUUACCAACUAGAACAGCAGUCCCCGAAAGCAGUGUGGCCACCACUGACCUACCAACUAGAACAGUCCCCACAAACACUGUCGUCCCCGAGGUCGUCCCCACAAGCAGUGUGGCCACCACUGCAAGAAUACCAACUAGAACAGUCCCCACAAACACUGUCGUCCCCGAGGUCGUCCCCACAAGCAGUGUGGCCACCACUGCAAGAAUACCAACUAGAACAGUCCCCACAAACACUGUCGUCCCCGAGGUCGUCCCCACAAGCAGUGUGGCCACCACUGCAAGAAUACCAACUAGAACAGUCCCCACAAACACUGUCGUCCCCGAGGUCGUCCCCACAAGCAGUGUGGCCACCACUGCAAGAAUACCAACUAGAACAGUCCCCACAAACACUGUCGUCCCCGAGGUCGUCCCCAGAAGCAGUGUGGCCACCACUGCAAGAAUACCAACUAGAACAGUCCCCACAAACACUGUCGUCCCCGAGGUCGUCCCCACAAGCAGUGUGGCCACCACUGCAAGAAUACCAACUAGAACAGUCCCCACAAACACUGUCGUCCCCGAGGUCGUCCCCACAAGCAGUGUGGCCACCACUGCAAGAAUACCAACUAGAACAGUCCCCACAAACACUGUCGUCCCCGAGGUCGUCCCCACAAGCAGUGUGGCCACCACUGGAAGAAUACCAACUAGAACAGUCCCCACAAACACUGUCGUCCCCGAGGUCGUCCCCAGAAGCAGUGUGGCCACCACUGCAAGAAUACCAACUAGAACAGUCCCCACAAACACUGUCGUCCCCGAGGUCGUCCCCAGAAGCAGUGUGGCCACCACUGAAAGAAUACCAACUAGAACAGUCCCCACAAACACUGUCGUCCCCGAGGUCGUCCCCACAAGCAGUGUGGCCACCACUGGAAGAAUACCAACUAGAACAGUCCCCACAAACACUGUCGUCCCCGAGGUCGUCCCCACAAGCAGUGUGGCCACCACUGCAAGAAUACCAACUAGAACAGUCCCCACAAACACUGUCGUCCCCGAGGUCGUCCCCAGAAGCAGUGUGGCCACCACUGAAAGAAUACCAACUAGAACAGUCCCCACAAACACUGUCGUCCCCGAGGUCGUCCCCACAAGCAGUGUGGCCACCACUGGAAGAAUACCAACUAGAACAGUCCCCACAAACACUGUCGUCCCCGAGGUCGUCCCCAGAAGCAGUGUGGCCACCACUGCAAGAAUACCAACUAGAACAGUCCCCACAAACACUGUCGUCCCCGAGGUCGUCCCCAGAAGCAGUGUGGCCACCACUGCAAGAAUACCAACUAGAACAGUCCCCACAAACACUGUCGUCCCCGAGGUCGUCCCCACAAGCAGUGUGGCCUCCACUGCAAGAAGUAAGUUUUAUGUUUAAAUGUUAA